Messenger RNA from Protopterus annectens (West African lungfish), 7466 nucleotides. RefSeq names its product myotubularin related protein 3 (gene MTMR3). The record is from RefSeq and is a predicted model, not a curated record. Bases 483 to 4118 code for a protein of 1211 amino acids. Lineage: Eukaryota; Metazoa; Chordata; Ceratodontiformes; Protopteridae. Gene Ontology annotation, molecular function: metal ion binding; phosphatidylinositol-3-phosphate phosphatase activity; protein phosphatase binding. Gene Ontology annotation, biological process: dephosphorylation; regulation of autophagy. The transcript has 22 exons.
AUUUUUGUGCGUGCUUACGUCGGUCCGCCAUAUUGUUGUAAGAGGAAGGAGCAGGGAAAGAAAACAACAACAAGAAGUAGUUGGGACGCUUUCUGUUGCAGGUCCCUGGGAGCAGUGGUGUUCUUCGCCCGGCUAAUCAAUCUUAUUGGCAUGUAAUUCACCACCAAACCAGCUGUACCUCCUUUAUGGACUGGAACAACUGUAGAGACUCCAUAUUUCAGCCCUCUGGGAUGCUGACCUCCUGAAGACACAAACUCUGGCAGCACUUAUUAGCUGACUAUCUAGAGAAGAAGAAUCAAGUGCACUUAACUAGAGAGAUGAAAGAAUAACUGGGUUAUGACAUUUUGUCUGGGAAUCGGCUUCACCUGAAUGUAGAACACAUGUCUUAGCAACUGCCAGCUGAGGAAUUCACAUUUUUGGAGUUUGAUUUGGAGCCACGAAAAGGAAGCUUUUUUCUGUUUUUUUAUUGCCAUAGGAUUGGCAUGGAUGAAGAGGUACAGCAUAGCUUGGAAUGUAUCCAGGCAAACCAGAUUUUCCCCAGAAAGCAGCUAAUUCGAGAAGAAGAGGACUUACAGGUUCCUUUUCCCGAGCUUCAUGGUGAGAGUACAGAGUAUGUUGGACGGGCAGAAGAUGCCAUCAUUGCACUUUCUAAUUAUAGGCUGCACAUCAAAUUUAAGGAAUCUGUAGUCAAUGUUCCUCUUCAACUUAUUGAGAGUGUUGAAUGCAGAGACAUUUUUCAGCUCCAUUUAACAUGUAAAGACUGCAAAGUUAUCAGGUGUCAGUUCUCUACAUUUGAACAGUGUCAGGAGUGGCUUAAAAGACUUAAUAACAUUAUUCACCCACCUUCACGGAUUGAAGAUCUUUUCUCUUUUGCGUAUCAUGCCUGGUGCAUGGAAGUUUAUGCCAGUGAAAAAGAGCAGCAUGGAGACCUGUGUCGGCCAGGUGAACAUGUAACAUCAAGAUUUAAGAAUGAGGUUGAGCGAAUGGGCUUUGAUGUUCACAAUGCAUGGAGGAUUUCUCACAUCAAUGACAAGUACAAAUUGUGUGCAAGCUAUCCACAGCAGUUAAUUGUACCAGCUUGGAUCACAGAUAAAGAACUGGAGAGUGUAGCGACUUUCAGAUCUUGGAAACGCAUUCCUGCAGUGGUAUAUCGACACCAGAGUAAUGGAGCAGUGAUUGCUCGUUGUGGACAGCCUGAGGUGAGCUGGUGGGGCUGGAGGAAUGCUGAUGAUGAGCACCUUGUUCAAUCCAUUGCUAAGGCUGGUGCCGUGGAUUCCAAUAUAAACAGCAAGUUGAUGAAUGGAAACUGCCCCAAGGACUUCAUCAGCGGGGUGGAUCUCUCCGAUGGCGAAUUUGAUUCAUCUGUGACCAAUGCUUCUGGAGUUGACAGCUUGGCUAUCCAGCCACGGAAGCUCCUGAUUUUGGAUGCUAGAUCCUAUGCUGCAGCUGUAGCAAACAGAGCCAAAGGUGGAGGAUGUGAAUGUCCAGAAUAUUAUCCAAACUGUGAAGUUGUAUUUAUGGGAAUGGCAAACAUUCAUUCCAUUCGGAAAAGUUUUCAGGCACUUCGCCUUCUCUGCACACAGAUGCCAGAUCCCGCAAAUUGGCUGUCUGCACUAGAAAGUACAAAGUGGCUGCAGCACCUGUCAGUGCUGCUCAAGUCUGCCUUGGUGGUGAUCCAUGCAGUAAACAGAGACCAUCGACCUGUCUUGGUACACUGUUCUGAUGGGUGGGAUCGCACUCCACAAAUUGUUGCCCUGGCUAAACUACUGCUGGAUCCAUAUUAUCGGACAAUUGAGGGAUUUCAAGUGCUGGUCGAAAUGGAAUGGUUAGAUUUUGGUCACAAAUUUGCAGAUCGCUGCGGUCAUGGGGAGAAUUCCGAUGAUCUGAAUGAACGUUGCCCAGUGUUUUUACAGUGGUUAGAUUGUGUCCAUCAACUCCAGAGGCAGUUCCCUUGCUCCUUUGAAUUUAAUGAAGCAUUCCUGGUAAAACUAGUUCAGCACACCUACUCCUGUCUUUUUGGGACAUUCCUUUGCAACAACACAAAGGAGAGAGAGGAAAAGCACACUCAAGAACGAACGUGUUCCGUUUGGUCUCUACUUCGGCCAGCAAAUAAAUCCUUUAAGAACCUGCUCUACUCCACAAAUUCAGAAACUGUUCUGUAUCCAGUAUGCCAUGUUCGCAACCUCUUGCUCUGGAAUGCCGUUUACUUGCCCAGUUCUUCACCUUCCACACCUGUUGAUGAAACCUGUGCACCAUAUCUUGUCUCAUGCUCUGCUAGUGAUGACCAGCAUCUGGGAAGAUUACCAAAGACGCGAUCAUUUGACAAUUUGACAACCACAUGUGACAGCAGUACACCUACUACAAACCGACGUUCUAGUGAUCCCAGUCUGAAUGAGAAAUGGCAAGAGCACCGCAGGUCUCUGGAAUUAGGCAACCUUGGAAAUCCAUCUGGACUUGAUGGAAGUGGACUGGAAGACCCAAUUAAUGGGGAUAUCACAGAAUUUGGGAAAAAAGGAAGAACUCUUGGGGGAGCUGAACUGUCUGUGGCUGCUGGUGUUGCCGAGGGGCAGAUGGAAAAUAUUUUACAAGAGGCUUCCAAGGAAGAGAAUGGUUUGGACGAAUCUGUGAAAGGUUCUGACAGCACAGAUGGCAGAAACUGGGAACAAAAUAUUACACGUGAGGAUAGUGGCUUGGGCUGUGAACUCUCUAAUCCUGGUUUCAGUGCACUGGGCAAGGAGUGUGAACUAUCAGUAGAUGCUUUAUUAAUUAAUCCUUUGCCCCAUCUUCAACUUAGCUUUCAAAAUGAUCAUGAACUCAAACAGUUAAAUGAUAGGGCACAGGUAGAUUCUACGAACACUGUUCAGGUGUUAGUAAAUACAGAACCUGUUCCUUUGAUCAAGCAUGUAGAUAAAAAUGAAGUCAAAAACACUGAAUGCCAAGAUGCUAGUGUUUUACCCCCAAGUUCUGAAAGUCAGCAUAGAGUACAACAGCCCAACUCACCACCUGUUCUUUUCCAUAGCCCACAGGAUGAGAAAGCAUCCCUUAUGGAAAGUUCUACAGAAACGUUAACGGAAGAUGGAGCAAAACAGGAAGUGUCCAGCUGCAUUAAUGGCCCCUUCUCUAAAAAUAUUAGUAAUCCUACAUUACCAUUGUCUGUUGAAGCCUCUGUGGAAGAGGAGACUGCAGUAGAGGUACCUCAUCUGUCAGCAGGAGAAAGCUGGACUUCAGAUAAGACCAUACAGCUCAUGCCGUCUCCUGCCUGUGCCUUGGUUUCAGAUGGCCAUAAAGAUGAAAUCAUUUGCAAUGGAGAGAUGACAGAUGAAGGACUGGUAAUGGACAGAUUGUCAAACUUUAACAUAUGUGUACAAAAGUACAGUACUUUAAAUGGUCAUUGUUCAACUGGAGAGACUGGAAGUAGAAGAGCUGGCCUAAGUCGACAAGUUUCACUUACCAGUUGUGGGUCAGUUCAUUUCCAACCCAAGAACUUUUAUCACAGGUGGCUACAAGGCCAGCAAAGCAAACAGCAGCUGACAGGUAGCCAAGAUCAGGCAGCCCGCAGUCACCUGGAUGAUGAUGGCUUGGCAGUUCACAGCGAUGUUGUUCAACAGCGCCUUCGACAGAUAGAGGCAGGACAUCAGCAAGAAGUGGAGACUCUAAAAAAGCAAGUGCAGGAGCUGCGAAGUAGACUUGAGAGCCAGCUUUUGAAUAGUUCACUGUGCUUUAGUGGUGACUUUGCAGAUGAAGUGACUUCAGUCCACGACUGUGAAUGCAAUCUUGAUCAUAACUGCUUGUCAAGGUGUAGUACAGAAAUUUUUUCUGAUGCCAGUUGGGAACAUGUGGAUAAACAAGACACAGAGGUGACAAGAUGGUUACCUGAUCAUCUGGCAGCUCACUGCUGUGGCUGUGAUAGCAAAUUCUGGUUGGCCAGCAGAAAACAUCACUGCAGAAAUUGUGGGAAUGUAUUCUGCUCCAGCUGCUGCAACCAGAGGGUACCUGUUCCCAGCCAGCAGCUUUUCGAACCCAGUCGUGUGUGCAAGUUCUGCUACAAUAGCCUCCAGCCGAACAGCUGUAGCCUGGAGCUUAAACUGGACAAGCCUAUUGCUGCAUCGUCAAACUGAACAGUCUAGCUAUGGUAGUGCUGUACACGUUUCUUCUACUUAAACUGAUGGACAAACACGCACAUUAAUGCAGGACUGAAAGUAAGAGACUGCAGGGUGUGUCCACCCCAACUCUCUCAUAUCACUUGUACAGAAGAAAAAUGGCGUGUAGUAUUUCUGGUUGUAGUGGAACACAGAUAACUGCAAUAAGGUUUCUGUAUGCUGUGAAUACAGUUUUUAGAUAGUUUAUGGUGCAGACACAAUAAUCAAUUGAGAAAAGGGUUGGGAUACAUGUAGUGCUCGCUUUGUUGUCAGUGGUGAUAUGGGGGCCCCUGUUUAAAAUAAGUACCAUUUAGCAGACUGGGGACAUGGCAGUGCUGCUCCCCAUUUAUUAAAGUAUUGUAUAUACUGUUUGACUUGGAUAUAUUGUAAAUUCAUUCAGAGAAUGUUAUGAAAAGAUAAAAUAUUUAUUAAAUAAAAUGCAGCUGACUGUAAAACCUUAGCUCUUUGAUGACAUAACUGCCAAAAGAUUUGCCCCCCCCCCCCCAAUUUUUUUUAUGAGUCAGGCUCAUUUCACAGUCUUAAAAUCAAGAGUAUAAUGUAAAGAUGUCAAUGAAGCUCCCAGUCAGUGGCUUCUGGGGCAGACUUGUGCUUGCACUUGUUACUGAAACUGUAGUUAUACAGGCCUUCAGUUUUUCAUCCUGGUCUUUCAGAUGCUGAGUUGUUUGUAGUAUGAAUUAUAGAAUAUUCUAGGGUGAAUUAUUCUUGGAGUAAAUUUUCUAGGCCACUUAACCUCUUAGUGUUUACAUGGAAUAAACAACUAAUAUGUGGAUAGACCAAAAUCAUACAAUGCUCUUUGCCUUACAGUGAAUAAAAACAGUCAUUCAGACAUUAGUUUUUUACUUCUGAAUGUCUGCCAAGCUUGCUAAGAGUUAAAAGUGCAUAUUGAACUUUUCCACUCAUUAGCUGGUUGGCAAGGUGGCCAUAUUCAUGAGCAUCUAAACAGUACCUAGGAUAACGUAAUGCUUAAAUCUUUAGAGGAGGAAUGGGGUGUACAUAGUAACACAGAAGUUGGCAGCAAAGCUGUCUUCUGUGAAAAAAAUGCUUGCUUGACUGCAAGCUCUCCUCUCCCUUAAGAGGAAGUAUUACAUCUGUUGCACCUGCAUUUUUUUCUUAGUGUUUUAGUACAAAGUAGUGCACUGGCACUUGUCACUAUCCCACCAAGAAGCACAUGAGAGAAUACUUCUAUUCCUAAUUGACUUCCAUGACUUCAGAGUUGCAAAGCCACCAAGUGACAGAAAAUAUUUGUAAAUAAUGCAAAAUGAGCAAACUCUGGUCUUCAGAUUUGCAAGAAGGGGGGUUGGGGAGGUACUGCUCUAUGUAUUAGAAGCAAAGCAUUUCUCCCAAAUGUUAACUGCAGAUCUAACUUGUUUGCACUGUAAAAGCUGACUCCUCUUCGGUUUGCCUGACACUUUGAGGAUUUUUAAAAUAUUUUUAUUGCUGUGAUUUUGAAGAUGAGCCACAGGAGGGUGGAGUAGAAAAGCCUCAAAGAAAAGAAGGAAAAAAAAAAUUAUUCCUGGUGCCAAGAGGUUACAUUACGGGUUUCUGGAACUGAGAUGUAUAUUGUGCAUAAUUUUCAUGGCAGUUGUCUUUUUUUUUUCUAUUGUUAAAGCACUUUUUCUUUGUAUGAGGGCAGAGUCCUCUAGCUGUGUAUAUAGCUUUGGUUCCUAGAGCGCUCCUUACUGAUGAAGAUUAUUUUUCCAGUUUGCUUCCCAGAGGAGUUAAUACUUUAGAAUUUUAAACAUAAUAGAUGUGUAAUAAAAAUUAGUAUUUGCAUGGUAGCAUUUGCUAACUCUGAUGGGACUUUUUUUCCAGUUAGAAACUGAAGCAUUUCUUCAGUUAAUACAGCCUUAUCAGUAAAUUGAAAAGAAGCAAGCGUGCUGCCUUUAAUAUGUAUGAAAUAAUAUAGAAUAAAAUCUAAAUCUUGUCUUUUAUUCUAAAAAGACAACCCUUCUGUAGAUGAAGGAUGUGCUGUGCUUCUUGAAGGAUUUGUUGUCAUCAUGUGACUUGCACUAAAAGUUACAGAUCAUAUAACUGGAACUGCAGCCUCUUAAUAGCAAGGUGUAUGGUCAUUUAUGGUGCUUGUGGUGGUGAGCGGGGAUUGAUACCAGAUACGCUACGUAUUACUUGUUCUAGUUUCAGCUUCUCAACAGGUCUGACUUAGCUACGAGUUGAUGCAAAUGCAUUCCAAGAAAACAAGCUACCUUCAAAGAGCACAUCCAAGUUAUUGUAGUUCCUUUAAGCCCAGUUUACUACAGAAUUUUGUUACGUGUUGGUGUUCUGUAUCUCUUGUUUAACAACCUGAGUGGCUGACUUGCUUGUCUUGCAAUUUGUGCUAUACAAAAAGCUUUUAAAAGUAUCUGUGCCCCUGAUUUCUUUAUGGAAAAAAAGCUGUCUCAGUCACCUGUCAGCCUGUGGUCAUCAUAUUUGAAAAGAGGUGUGUAUGACUGAUCUUGAGUGAACCAUAUACCAGAUGCACUCACUUUCACCUUCCUUUGAGUUACAUUUUCAACUUAAAGAAAUGUAUUAGUGGAAAAAAAUGUUUGCCCACUGAGUACCUUGGCUUAAAGUGACUUGGGUAGAACGACUCCUCUUUCCAAAUCUGUUACCACACACCAUGUAGGUGAGCUUUGAGGAUUAAACAUACUACAGUCAUUCAAGUGCAAUAUUGGACUAAAAUUGUUUUUGUUUUGUUUUUUUUUUAUACUGAAGAAUGGCAUUUGUAAAAAGACUUAGUUGGCUGUCCUGAACGAUGAGUGGUUGGCAAGCUUUAACUUUUACAAUGCAAACUCACCAUGGAGCGAAUGCGAUUCCACUGCAUACACCCUACCAUUCCUAAUUGGCCUUAUAAAUUAGUUUUAUCUCAGACUUGAAUUAUAGGCUCAGUUCUUACAUGAUGCUCAGCUCAUCUUAAGAUUUCACCUUUUAUGUCUUUUAUGUCUUUUUUUUUAUCACAGUUCACAAACUUUAUAGGAUGUGAAUAACAACAGUGCAAAUAAAAUGUUCUCCAGACUGUUUAAGAGGAUAUCUCUUCUGAAUUUAUCAGUAAAUGACUUAAUUGUAGUGGCCAUACAAAAUCCUCUCUGAUUUUUUUUUUUGUUUAGCUAAAUAUGCAAACAACACUGAAAGCCAGAUUUGUUUUAGCUCGUUGAAUUUUUAAACAAGUCAGAAAUGAGAUUAAGAAGUUACUUCACACACACACAAAAAUCAAUUGUUACACCACACAGCUCUACCCCCAUUUGUAACAGCAUAAUGAUUUUUUUUCUGUAGCCUCUGUCAUUUUAAAAUUCAAUAAAUCUGUCAUUUUCA